UGGUACAAAGUGACUCAGACAACAGGAAAUCAGCUGAACAAUUAGUUUCUCACUCGCACAUUUUUCACAUAGCAAACAGUGCAUCACAGGAGAAAGAAGGUCCCAGCUCUCUCCGGACAUAAACGCGUAUUCUGCCGUAUUUCAAAUGGACGGUUGGACUCAAAGAGUCAGGAAGUCAGAGAUAAAGCGAAGAAUGUGAAGAGGGAAACAAUGUGCACCACAGAAAACAACGCGGAAUUACUGCCAACAUCCUCGGACCCGGCUCUUAUCCUGGAGCUAAAGACCAGGCGCCCUCCGUCCUUGGAGGGCCGGGCGGGAUGUGAGACCUGGAGCGUGGACUUCUCCCCGGACGGAGCCUGGUUCGCCUGGUCGAUGGGACACGGGAUCGUCUGGGUGGUCGCCUGGCCUCUCGACUCCGAAGACAGUCAGAAUGGAGAGACCGACCGAGGAGACAAGAGCUUCAGUUGCGGUCAUCCAGUGUGGGGCCUCGCCUUCGGACCCAGACCUCCAACAUCAGCUGCAGCGGUGCGCCAAGCUAAAACAACACCAAAAGGGAGCAAAAGCCUGCUUCUGGCCACAGGCUUGGAGAACGGGGUGAUCAAAAUCUGGAAUGUGUUAACAGGUGAUGCUGUAUUUGAUCUCCAUGGCCACGAAGGCGUUGUGAGGGACCUGGUCUUCCCUCAGAACGGGACCCUCACACUCGUAUCGUCCUCUCGGGACAAGACUUUGAGGAUUUGGGACCUGGCUCAGAAAGGUAAAAAGGUGCAGGUGCUCUCUGGCCAUAAAGACUGGAUCAGCUGCUGCAGCGUAUCAUCAGAUUGCAGCAUGAUUGCGUCUGUCGGCAGAUUUGACAGAAUGGUGUGUCUGUGGAGUCUGCGGUCAUAUACGUUCAUGAGGAACCUGACAGGAGGGACCCAUAAGACCCUGUACCUCCUGUCUUCCUGUGACUUCUCUCCUGACGGGGCACUGCUCGCCACCGCAGCCUUCAGUGGCUCCAGCUGGUGGAUCGACCUCUGGGACCCAUACACUGCAGAGAAGCUGGCCACUCUGGUUGACUACUUCGAGGAUUACGGCCAAAACCAAAUCUCAGCAUUACAGUUCUCCCCCAACGGUUUGCACUUGGCGAUCGUGACUGACGACAGAGCUCUUCGGAUCUGGGAGCCGGGAAAUAAAGGGAUGGUGAUGCAGACGAAAGCGGACCGAGACUCUAAUGGACUCUGCUGCAACUACCAUCCACGAGGGGGAGUGGUCGCCACAGGAACCAGAGACGGCCACGUGAGGUUCUGGAGGGCACCCAGGACGGUGCCCAGCCUGCGCCACCUGUGCCGAUCCAUCCUGCGCCACUCUGUCUCCACACACCAGAUGGAGCCGCUGCCCCUCCCCAAGAGGAUCCUCGAGUACCUCACCUACAGAAACAUCCCUGACCACCUCAAUACGUGCUGCUCCUCAGAUGAAGAGUGGGAAGGUUAAAUAGCACUAUUAACACAAUGCAACAACUGACAACUACAGCAAGUGAUUAAGCAAUGCCUAAUAAUAAUAAUAAAAUGCCUUUUUCGUUUGACGAGAUGCUUGAUUUAGCACAGGAAGCAUCUCAUUGUAAUCUACUUUAGUUGCAACAUUACUAUAGUAAGGACUUCAUUUAUUGCAGUACUACUGUAAGAUGAGCAUAAACUCAGUGUUCACAUGCUUGAUUUAGCACAAUUAGCACAAUUUUAUACUUUUAAUUUAUUGUGUAAAUAUCAAAUGUAUAUGUAUUUCUAAUUCCUGUGUUUAACUUCAUAAGAUGCAAAUGCACUACUACUGUAACAGCACAUGUUGAUUGUUAAUAUAACAAACUGAACUUCUAGGAAAUAGUUUUAUUAAAGUUUUAUUAAGCAGAUGUACACCAAGACGUGUUCUUACACAGGUGUAUAUGGUGUUGUGUUCUGUAACAUAAUGGCAUGUUGUUUGACAUUUAAAUUUUUUUUUUUUACCUCAUCGUCUAUUUUCAGUGAAAUAAUAGUCGACAAUAAGUUGAUCCUGCACUGUAACUAAAUUUACAGUUUUCCAAGUCCAUAUUUUAAGUGCCCAAAGGAUAGACCCUGUUUGGGUCCAAUCACAAACGACUGUCUUCCAUUUUGCUCAGUUUGUAUGCAGAUGUGAGUGACUCAGAUAGCUGCUAGCAUUUGUGUUUGUGCAUCAACUCUGAUUGCAGUGGACACUUAAGGACAUCUGCUUUCUCUCUAAAUAAAGAUAGUUAGGUCAUUUUGAUGAA
Molecule: messenger RNA, 2254 nt
Organism: Siniperca chuatsi (mandarin fish)
Lineage: Eukaryota; Metazoa; Chordata; Actinopteri; Centrarchiformes; Sinipercidae
Gene: wsb2
Product: WD repeat and SOCS box containing 2
Exons: 9
Coding region: 211-1470 (419 amino acids)
Biological process (GO): intracellular signal transduction
Molecular function (GO): protein binding
Source: RefSeq, a predicted model, not a curated record